UCCGGAGAGCCAUCAAGUCUCUUAUAUAAACCACCCCUUCCCACCGCUCAAUUCGCAGAGCAACCGGAAUGGAACAGCUGCCUCUCGCCGGAAUAAUCUUCGCCCUUCUCUUCUUUCUCUAUGCUCUCUUCACUAUAUCCCGGAGAUCCGCCGCUCAUCGGAAGAAACUCCCACCGGAAUCCGGUGGCGCCUGGCCGGUGAUUGGCCACCUUCAUUUGCUAAGUACAAAAGAGUCAACUCACAUAACCCUUUCAAAAUUGGCUGAUAAGCACGGACCAAUAUUUACAAUUCGGCUCGGUAUGACAAAGGCCUUGAUUGUGAGCAAUUGGGAUAUAGCAAAAGAGUUUUUUACUACAAAAGACAGAAUCUUUGCCUCUCGACCAAAGCUUGCAGCCUCAAAGCUAUUGGGCUACGACUAUGCCAUGAUGGGUUUGAGCCCUUACUCUCCACUUUGGCGCCAUGCACGCAAGAUAGCCACUCUUGAGCUCCUCACAAGAAAAGACGAAAAAUUGGUGGUGGAAAUGAAGAAUUUGUUCGCUGACAUAACGCUCAACAUCAUAUUCAUGUUGGUGAUCGGAAAGCGAUUCUCCACCGCCUUCAACCGCCACGACGGUGAAGAUUGCCAAAAGGCAUUGAGGGAUUUCUUUAAAUUGUUUGGAGUGUUUGUUCCAUCGGAUUCUUUUCAGCUUCGAUGGUGACACGUCGUCAAAGCUACUUGCUUGAAUAUGAUAUUGGGUGGAUUCGACACUACCACGGU
Messenger RNA from Cucurbita maxima (winter squash), 757 nucleotides. Its product is annotated as cytochrome P450 82C2-like. NCBI's taxonomy places the organism in Eukaryota, Viridiplantae, Streptophyta, Magnoliopsida, Cucurbitales, Cucurbitaceae. The record is from RefSeq and is a predicted model, not a curated record. Bases 69 to 698 code for a protein of 209 amino acids. The transcript is spliced from 2 exons. Gene Ontology annotation, biological process: defense response to other organism. Gene Ontology annotation, molecular function: iron ion binding; heme binding; monooxygenase activity.